This is a messenger RNA of Struthio camelus australis, 1137 nucleotides long. It is a transcript of the gene CRLF2, whose product is annotated as cytokine receptor like factor 2. Gene Ontology annotation, molecular function: protein binding. The record is from RefSeq and is a predicted model, not a curated record. Lineage: Eukaryota; Metazoa; Chordata; Aves; Struthioniformes; Struthionidae.
AUGAGACUAACCUUUCAGGUGUGUUCAGUGAUCUUCACGUUGGGCAACCUGGUGGCCUCCCAGUCACAAUUAUCUGGUCGGAAAGAUACCAUCCGCACCACAAUAGUCAAUUUCAAUAAUGAGCAGAUGCAGAUCACAUGGGCAGCAAGAGAACUGUUUCCUGGCGAGAACGUGUCAUUUUCUUAUACAUUUGAAGGAGGCCAGCAGAAAGUUUGGAAGUCAUGUCCCACCUAUUUAUUGGACCAAGGUUAUAAUUCUGGAUGUCUAUUUAAGACAGAAGGAUCCACCCUUGCCAUCUCAAUCAUGAACAGCAAUGGAAGCAAAGAGUUUUUUUCUAAAAGACUAAAAUCUGAUUUCUAUAUAAAGCCUAACCGACCCGAAAAUGUGACUUUCUUGUGGAAAGAUGACACGGUUACUGUGAGCUGUAGUGAGCCAAGGAGAGCUGUGAAGUGCUUGAGACUUGAGCUUCAAUACAAAAGCAAGUUCGACAAAGAGUGGCAAUCCAGAAGUUCUAAGUGUUGCAGUGUUGGAGAGCAAGGCUUUGAUCCAAGGAAAUGCUAUUCUUUCCGGGUCAGACUGAAGAGGCUAGUACCUUACUGCAAUGUAGUUAAUUACAGCAGUGACUGGGAAGCAGAAACAUUUUGGAUGAAUGGCACAUCAUUAGAUUCAUGUGAUGAUGACAUAAAAUCUCAGUCAAACACAAUAAUUCUUUUAAGUUGUAUGCUGGCAGUACUUCUAAUGAUAUUUGUCCUCUUGAUUCUUCUGUGUAAAUGGCAGAGACUUCGAAAGUCAGUCAUGCCUGUUAUACCAGAUCCAAAAUACGUAUUUGCUGAUCUCUUCAAUGAUCAUAAUGAAAACUUCCAGGAAUGGAUAGACAAAACUGAGCAUGCAAUGGUGCAAACCAAGCUAGAAUACGAAGAGUCAGAGUGCAUCAUUGAGGAGGAAAGCCAGCAAGAAGACAAGAAGAAGAGUGACAAGGAGGGGCCUAUGGAUAAUGUCUUCAGCUUUUCAGAAGCAGCUGAAAAUAACCAUCCCACACUAGCUCGAAAUGCCUACCUGAUGCCAACAUCCAAUACUACAGUUUCUCUUGCUGGCUUCCAGAUUUUAAUGAAUGAUGAUAUGUAUGUGAUGUUAUAA